Molecule: messenger RNA, 1328 nt
Organism: Drosophila takahashii
Lineage: Eukaryota; Metazoa; Arthropoda; Insecta; Diptera; Drosophilidae
Gene: hng3
Product: hinge3
Biological process (GO): regulation of transcription by RNA polymerase II
Cellular component (GO): nucleus; transcription regulator complex
Molecular function (GO): DNA binding
Source: RefSeq, a predicted model, not a curated record
ACGCAGCCACAUGGACAUGCACAGGCUGAUCUACGAGGUGAAGCAGCGACCGGCUCUCUGGGACUCGGCGCAUCCGGACCACGCCAACCGCUCAGAGGCGCAGCGCCUCUGGAACUCAGUGGCAGAGAACGUGGGUCUAGGGGUGGAAGUGUGUCGCGGCAAGUGGAAAAAUCUGCGUUGCAGUUAUCGUCGCCAAAGCCGAAGUCGAAGUACACUCUCGCCCUCGGGUCACCAGUGGACAUAUGCGGAGGCUAUGAGUUUUCUGGACGGUCAGGGUUCAUUUUUAAAGGAAAAGGAGGAGAGAGACAGCAGCAACAACGAGGAGGAGGAGGGGAUAUAUGGAGGAGCACUGAAGAACGAACCCGAGCGUCUGAUUUCCCACUUUAAGGCAGAGCCAACUGCGAUUGCCGACCAAAUGGAGGCGGAUAAUGAUGCCCUGAUGCGGGAAUUUCAAAGUGUGUCUACGCCGCAGGCCUUGAGAAGGCUCUCCGAGAAUAUUUCCCUGGCCUCUGCGGCGGCCGAGGAGCAGCUGCCCCCCAAAGCCGCCAUUUACCCCACCGGAAUAUCCAUAAAUCCGAAUUUAGGCUGUAAAUUAAGCGAGGGAAGUGCCGUGGCAGCCGCGGCGGCCAGCAGUUGUCACUGUGCCAAGCGGGUGGAUGAGCAGGUCAACUUCCUGGAGAACCUGGAACGCGAGGAGCAGCAGCUGAUGCAGUCCACCAGCCAGGAUUUGGCCCGCUGCAAGAGCAUCCUCCAUGUGGGCGACUCCGACUAUAACUACCUGAUUAGCUUUCUGCCGCUGAUGAAGCAAAUGACGCCCAUCCAGAAUGUUUUCUUCAGGGCUAAAAUGGGCGAGCUGCUGCUGCAGACAAUGCAACAGCCGCCAGUGCAACAGUCGCCGAUGCAACAGCAGCAGCAGCCGCCGCAAACGCAACUGCAACAGCAACCGCAGCAGACGCAGCAGCAACUGCAACAGCAGCCCUCGCAAAUGUUGUUGAACCAACAGCAAAUGGCCUUGGAUCAGUCCCAAGUGAGCACCAGCUCCACAAAUUGGAACUGAAUCGAGGGAUUGGGAACUAAACAAAUGAGAUAUAUAUGUGUAUAAACCCUAUAAAUGUACCGGACUGACAAGAAGAGAGCACCACAGUGCGCAUGUCCAGUGCACAGUGGUCGCCAAACCGCUGAGAUUAUUAAGGAAUUUUAUGAUUUUAUCAUUGCCUUUAAAAUUUUAAGUUUAAAUAAAUGUAAUAUACUUUAACGAUUUUAUUAAAACAAACUGUGAGACUUUUUAAUUUCCGGGGCUAACAUAUUAAUUAAGUAAUUGAAAAUAA